Trametes versicolor FP-101664 SS1 is the source of this 1566-nucleotide messenger RNA. RefSeq names its product CyP450 monooxygenase. Gene Ontology annotation, molecular function: heme binding; monooxygenase activity; iron ion binding. The record is from RefSeq and is a predicted model, not a curated record. The transcript has 10 exons. Lineage: Eukaryota; Fungi; Basidiomycota; Agaricomycetes; Polyporales; Polyporaceae. The coding region runs from base 1 to 1566 and encodes 521 amino acids.
AUGCCACAGCUCUGGCUUUUUGUUCUCUCAGCGGCGGUGUCGGUGUGGCUGUUGCGCUACUGGAGGACGUCCAGGAGGCGGUUGCCGCUCCCUCCUGGCCCGCGGCCACUGCCUAUCAUCGGGAAUGUCCUCGACAUGCCAGGCAAGAACUCUGGUGCGGAGUAUCGCGAGCUCAGCGACAAGUACGGCGACCUUGUGUACCUGGACGUGCUCGGCCAGCCGAUUCUGCUCUUGGGAACGCAUGAAGCUGCGAUCGAUCUCUUAGACAAACGCUCGGCGUUGUACUCUGACAGGGUUCACUCGCCUAUGGUUAACCUAGGCGGCUUCGACUGGGUCUUGACCAUGAUCCACUACGGUCCGUUGUGGCGCCGCCACAGACGCGCUUUCCACCAGUUCUUCAACCCCAGUGCGAUCACGCAGCUGCGUCCGAUGCAGCGAAGCCAGGUCAACCACUUUCUCCACCGACUUCUGGACACCCCAGAGCAGUUCACAGAGCACAUCAGGCACUUAUUCGCCGCGACGAUCAUGCGCGUCGCGUACGGAAUCGAGGUCGCGGAGGAGAACGACGAGUACGUCACAAUGGCGGAGGAGGGACUCGCCGCGUUCAGCAGCCUGCUCGUUCCCGGCAAGUACCUCGUCGAGCUCUUCCCGAUACUGCGCUUCCUGCCCCGGUGGCUCCCGGGCGUGCGGUUCAAGCGCGAUGCGGCUGAGGCGAGGGUGGUGGUGCACCGGCUCCGUGACACCCCUUGGGAGCGCACGCUUGCUGCGAUGGGAACUGUGAACCCUUCCAUGACAACUGCGCUCAUGGAACGCAACUCGGCGCUGGAGGGUGUAGAAGCUGAGAAAGAAGAGAUCGUGGCGCGAAACACUGUUGCAGUAGCAUACGGCGCUGGUGCCGAUACAACACUCUCGUCAAUCCAAGCGUUCUUCCUUGUCCUAGCAUCAUUCCCGGAAGUACAGAAGAAAGCCCAAGCAGAGCUCGACGCCGUAGUUGGUCCUCACCGCCUCCCCGACUUCGCCGACCAAGACUCACUGCCUUACGUCUCCGCCGUAAUCAAGGAAUGUCUGCGCUGGCACGCCAUCGUCCCCUUGGGCAUCCCGCACCGGUUGAUGGAGGACGACGAGUAUCGUGGUUACUUCAUCCCGAAGGGCACGCUAGCCAUUUCUAACAUAUGGGCGUACUCUCGUGACGAGAGCCUUUUCCCCGACCCCGACGUGUUUAUGCCAGAGCGGUUCUUGAAGGAUGGGAAGCUUAACCCCGACAUCACCGAUCCCGCGGUUUUCGCGUUCGGCUAUGGCAGAAGGGUAUGCCCAGGGCGUCAUUUUGUGGAGGCCUCGCUCUUCCUGGUCGUCUCCUCGGUGCUGCACACGUUGGCUGUCUCGGCCCCCCUCGACGAAUCCGGAAGACCGGUGUACCUUGAGGGCAAGGUGACUGCAGGCGUGAUAUCGUACCCGGAGCCGUUCGAAUGCGUGAUCAAGGCUCGCGCCCCGUGGGCCGAGGCCCUCAUUCGAGCCAGUGACCAAAUCGCGGCGUCCAGCGCGACCGCGCUUGGGUUGGGGAAAUGA